AUGUUGUACUCGGAGAGCGACAGCGAGAUUCGUGUGCAGAGCGAACUGGAGACCAUCUCCUCCGAAGAGGACAGCGCGGAUGCGCAGGAGAUGCUUGCCGAAGCCGUCGCAGACAAUCGGGAGCAGAAGGAGUACGACCAUGCGAGGGCAUUCUUUUACAUUUUCGAGGACCCUGCGGGUCCCUUCCGACGUACUUUUCCGGAAUUCUACACGAAACUCGGUUGCGAAGUGACGGAUUUGACGGCGGUGCUGCGGGAGGUGCGCGACGAAGAAAUGGGUGCGGGAGUUGGCGACGAGGGCCACGAUACCCAACAUGGUGCUUCGACAACGUCGUCAGCGCUGCCGCCAGCAGCGUUGGAGUCCUCUUGCAAAGAAGAUAAUGCCACAGAGGAGGAUGUCGUGCUGAAACCUUCACCCGCCACGAGGUUUCUUGAUGCCCACCCCGGCAAGUGUCUGCUUCUCUCCAUUGAUCCAAGUAUUAACCGCGCGGAGCUGUGUAAGAAGCACGCCGAGGAGUAUCCUGGGAUAGAUUUUUAUGUGGGAUAUACUCAUUCUGAGCCCGCAGGGUGGGCUUUACUCCUCUCGGUGGAUCCAGCGAUUGUCGCACAGAUGCAAAUUCUAUAUCCAUCUCACCGUUUUGCGACGGAUGAGGAUCGGAGGAUUUUUCUGAAGGAGCAGCGUGCGGGGAAAGGGGGUGGCGCGGCUCUGCCUGCCCAGCCUUCGGCGUGGCGCCCUAACCGUGAGCUGAGCAAACGCAUGCGAGACGUGACAGAGCUUGCGCGCCUCAUUGAGGCCGUUGGAGGCCCCCAAAGGGCCAUUUUUGUUGCCCUGGAUGUAGAAGCCGCAGUUGUGCUUUCCGGUGGAAUUCCACUCCCCUUGGAGCUGGCGCUGAUUCCCCUUGGCACUGAACAUGAGUUGCAGACUUUUCACUGUUUUAUUCACCCUGGCAGAGUGAUGGAUGAGGUCACCGCUUUUGCCCUCAGCAGUGGCGUCCUAAAGGGGAGCCAUUUCAUACCUUUUCGUAACGCGAGCUUUCUCCGUCGCGACUACACUGAAAUAGCGAGGGAACUUAUUCCGUUUCUUGCCAAUGAACGCGUCUUUUUCGUAAACAAGGGCUCUACCAUGGACGUUCACGCGCUGCGCUGGGUGUUUGGGGCAGCCUCGGCGGUGGAGGGGAGUGAGUUUCCCAUACCGCCUCUUCAAGACAUUUAUUGCUUUGACAUUGAGGCUGUAUCCGAAGUUCUCUCUCGGGACGCUGCCGACGGUGGGAAAAGUGCUGAUGGUGCCGCGGCGUCUUGUUGGUACCAUGACAAGAUGGAACGGGCUCUUUUGGAAGAGGCCGCGCCUGGGCACCAAGUCCACUGUGCGUUGCGGGAUGCGGGGCGUCUCUAUAACCAAUUACGUUCCCUGCUUGAGAAGUGCGAUUCAGCGCAAGCAAACGCACACUAA
Molecule: messenger RNA, 1449 nt
Organism: Trypanosoma conorhini
Lineage: Eukaryota; Euglenozoa; Kinetoplastea; Trypanosomatida; Trypanosomatidae
Exons: 1
Coding region: 1-1449 (482 amino acids)
Source: RefSeq, a predicted model, not a curated record